AUGCCGUUUUUUGAAGACCCCUCGCUUGCCGCUGCGCAUGAAGAAGCUGCUCGUCAUGGUGACUCUCGUCAACCGGAGGAAGUUCAGCACCAUUACAUUUGUUACGUGAACAAAGAUGGGACGCUUUUUGAAAUAGGUUAUGAAGUAGUUUUUUCCCCUUUUUUUCUCACUUUUCAUAUAAACUUUGUCGUGUUCAGAUUCUCGAGCUCCAUUUCCACGUCCUAUUGGCGUGACCAGUGUUUUCUGUUUUCCAAAAUGUCAAUGCCACAAUGGCGAGCGCUUGAAUCUAACCCGGAUACUAUUAAUGCGUCUUCUUAUUUUUUAAACAGGAAAAUUGGUGUCUGGUGGUUGCCAAUCAAUAGUUUUCAGUUUAUGAACAAAAUUGGUGUGCAUGGCGUUGAAUGUGUUGAUGUCUUUUCGUUCGAGCCAGAAAUGUUAGAUUUUAUCCCAAGUCCACAACUAGCACUCAUACUUUGUUUUCCUGAGAGAGAAGGAAAGGUACCUCUUCAAACCGUAUAUGAUGCCCUUCUUGCGUCCGGAGCGAAAGCUCCCGACAAUGUAUUUUUCAUGAAGCAAAAGAUUGGGAAUGCCUGUGGCACAUUCGCUUUAUUCCAUUCCCUCGCCAAUCUCGAAGGAGUCAUUGAUCUAGGCAAUGGGUCUUUUCACAAUUGGUUGAAGGAAGCCAAAGAGUUAUCAACGGAGGAACGUUCAGAUUCUCUUUUGAAAAGUGAGCUUUUUGAUGGACUAUUUGGAAUUCAUACUAUAGUAUCAGAUUCCAAAUUCAGUCGAGGAUGUCAUAAGUUUUUCCAAUGA
This is a messenger RNA of Strongylus vulgaris, 813 nucleotides long. Lineage: Eukaryota; Metazoa; Nematoda; Chromadorea; Rhabditida; Strongylidae. The record is from the annotation of a GenBank genome assembly.